UAAAAAAUGUUAAAAUUUUUAUAAUACUCUGAAUCACGCUGGAAACUAUUCGUUAUCAUUAAACACAAAACUGUAUAAGCCAGUAGACCUUAUAAACUUAAAAAUCAGUACAUUAUUUUGCAUUUUUUUAAAUAUUUUGACGGAAGAAUUCGCGGCAAGUUUCCGGCGAACGAUUUCCUGACUCGGCCCACAGUGAGGCUUGUGCCGAAAGCAACAGCGUGCCCGUUUAGCACUCUCUCGUCACAAGUCUCUCUCCCCAAAAAGGUAAAGUGAAGUAAAGCUGGGAAUGACACAAAAAAGUAAAGCAACAGCACGAGCCGCAUUGAAUUGCAAUCCCUCAUUGGGGGUGGAAAAAAACGUGGAUGUGUGUGUGCGGUGUGCGAUGUGGAGUUUGUCCUUGUGUGGGUGCUCUGGGGGCGGAAAAGCGGAAAAGGUGUGACAAAGAUAACAUUUCACGCAUCCCAGUGAUAAUACACCCAUAACACGCUCAUGUUACAUAUACCAUCGGAGGGUGAACUGGUCCUCCAAUUGGUUCGCCAUUCGAUUUUAUAUUUAUGGGAUUUGUUUUGCGGGGAUUACGCAGGACUUAAGGGAAUCCUUAUAAGGGAAACCCAAAUAUCGUCGUGAGGAAAUUGAGUAGACAUUGCCUGGAAUUAAGGGAAAUAAAACUAUUAAGCAAUAGCAAUAAGGUCUUAAAUAGAAGAAGGCAGGGGAAAUUAAUUAAAAAAUGAAAUUAUUUCUCUAGAUCAUAAUCUUUUUAAAAUACUAAGAAAAUUAAAAUAUAAUAACUCUUACUAGAUAUUAAUUAGAAAUCAUCCGUUUCCCCUCCGUUGGCAAUAUUCAAUAAUCCACAAUGCCAACCAAUUACUCUAAUGGCAAAGUCUGACCCGUGACCCCAAGUGGGCCCAGAACACAAUCAGAUAGCUCAGACCCCACUUGUACGAACGCCGGUCAAUCCAGUUAGUCCAAUCCUUUGGUGCUGUCAGUGCCACGUUGGCCAUGUCCCCGAACACUUGGGUAAUUGAAAUGCCUACGCAGAAAGCGCGAUCACAUCCGUAUCCGCGAAGAAUCUCGCCAUACCGAGCACCCGGUUUAAACAGGGAUGCCUUCAGCAGGGAUGCACCACCAAUGCCACCGAGGAACCAUGAUCAUCCCGCUUUCGAGGACAUCCGCACCAUUUUAUCCGUGCUUAAGGCCAGUGGCUUGAUGCCCAUAUACGAACAGAUCUCCAACUAUGAGGUGGGUCCUCCGACCAAGACCAACGAGUUUUACUCCUUCUUCGUAAGGGGCGUGGUCCACGCCCUGACCAUCUUCAAUGUCUACAGCUUAUUUACACCGAUAUCGGCGCAAUUAUUCUUCUCCUACCGGGAAACGGACAACGUGAACCAGUGGAUCGAGCUGCUGCUCUGUAUCCUGACCUAUACCCUUACGGUUUUUGUGUGUGCCCGAAAUACUACAAGCAUGCUACGGAUAAUGAAUGAAAUCCUUCAACUGGACGAGGAAGUGCGUCGGCAGUUUGGCGCCAAUUUGAACCAAAAUUUUGGGUUCUCUGUGAAAUUUUUGGUAGGAAUAGCCGCUUGCCAGGCGUAUAUAAUCGUGCUCAAGAUAUAUGCCGUGCAAGGCGAGAUCACUCCCACCUCUUAUAUACUGUUGGCCUUCUAUGGCGUCCAAAACGGUCUGACCGCUACGUAUAUAGUAUUCGCAUCGGCUUUACUCAGGAUUGUGUACAUCAGGUUUCAUUUCAUCAACCAGCUGCUGAAUGGAUACACCUAUGCCCAGCAGCAGAAGCGCAAAGGAGGUGGAGCACGAGCGAGGCGGCAGCGUGGUGACGUCAAUUCCAAUACCAAUCCAGCUCUAAUGGAACAUUUCCCGGAAGACUCACUGUUCAUAUACCGCAUGCACAACAAACUGCUGCGUAUCUACAAGGGCAUCAACGAUUGCUGCAACCUGAUUCUGGUCUCGUUUCUGGGCUACUCAUUCUACACAGUCACCACCAACUGCUACAACCUCUUUGUCCAAAUCACCGGCAAGGGCAUGGUGUCGCCCAACAUUUUGCAGUGGUGCUUCGCCUGGUUAUGUCUCCACGUUUCACUCCUUGCUUUGUUGUCUCGUAGCUGCGGCCUGACCACCAGGGAGGCCAACUCCACUUCACUAGUUCUGGCGAGGGUAUAUGCGAAGUCAAAGGAAUAUCAGAAUAUCAUCGAUAAAUUCCUUACCAAGAGCAUCAAACAGGAGUUGCAGUUCACGGCAUAUGGAUUUUUUGCCAUAGAUAACUCCACGCUAUUCAAGAUAUUUUCGGCCGUCACCACGUACUUGGUUAUCUUGAUCCAGUUCAAACAGCUCGAAGACUCGAAAGUAGAGGACCCUGUAUAA
Messenger RNA from Drosophila santomea, 2373 nucleotides. RefSeq names its product gustatory and pheromone receptor 32a (gene Gr32a). Gene Ontology annotation, biological process: sensory perception of taste. Gene Ontology annotation, cellular component: axon; dendrite; neuronal cell body. The transcript has 4 exons. Lineage: Eukaryota; Metazoa; Arthropoda; Insecta; Diptera; Drosophilidae. The record is from RefSeq and is a predicted model, not a curated record. The coding region runs from base 1000 to 2373 and encodes 457 amino acids.